AUGUCGAAAGUUGCAGCUGGUCACAAACUAGAUUUUGAAAUCCCUCCUCCAGAUGAGGAAGAACAAGCUCUAGCCAAGAUUGUAUUUGGUGACACUUCCGAUUUCCAUACAAAUUUAUCGAAUUUUGAUACUGAAUUCCUGUUUGAUGAACUGAAUCCAGAUGAUGGGAUUCAGGGUGACAUAGAUGGUGAUUUAGACGAGAACGAAGAAGAUGAAGUGAAUCUUGUUAAUGACGACGAAUUAUUCUUCGUAGAUGACGGUACGAAAGAAGAUGACGCUAAUGAAGAUCUCAUGGACAUCGAUGAGGAGGAUAGUUAUGAGAGCUCAGUGGAUAGUUCUGAUGAAGAUGAAAAUAGUGAUGCAUGGGAAGAUUCAGACGACGAAAAGUUGAGUAUUUCAGUAAUGGCAAGCAAUAAAACAAAAAAACUCAGAGAGAGUUACAAUGAUAGAAUGAUAAAUGGUAAAGCUUAUGCACGUCGUUUGAGAGCCCAAUUUGAAAAAAUUUACCCCAGACCAAAAUGGGUUGACGAUAUUUCCAGUGAUGAAAUAUCGUCUUCUUCUGAAGGUGAGAUUGAGGAUGAUAAAGAACAAGUAAUUAAUGGUGACGUUAGUGCUUUAUCAAAGAUACUAGCAAGCACAUAUACAUACAAAGAAGUUUCAAGCUCAAAAUUACUUCCGCCAAAGAUUUUAGAUAUCGUUCGUUUAAAAGAUGCAAAUUUUACUCAUCCAUCACAUUCUGGUAUCCAAUCACUUUCCUUUCAUCCAGAUAAGCCAUUAUUAUUGACCGGUGGUUAUGACAAGACGUUGAGAAUAUACCAUAUUGAUGGUAAAAAUAACCAUCUUGUUACAAGCUUGCACUUGAAAGGUACCCCAAUUCAAACAUGUACAUUUUACGUAUCUCCAUUAAACAAAGCAUCAAACUUACAAGACCAAAAAAUUUUCACAGGUGGUAGAAGACGUUAUAUGCAUUCGUGGAAUCUAGCAACAUCAAAUAUGGGUGACAAUAUUACUGGUACUGCUAAAAUUGAAAAAAUUUCAAGAUUGUACGGACAUGAGUCUACUCAAAGAUCUUUCGAAAAAUUUAAACUUGCACAUUUUCAUAACUUCACUACUUCCGAAUCACAUGGUAUCAUUCUUUUACAAGGUAACAGCGGUUGGAUCAAUGUUUUACACGCCACUACUAGUGUUUGGAUGAUGGGCUGUAAGAUAGAGGGAGAACUAGUGGAUUUCUGCAUAGAUUAUAACCAAUUGUCAAAUGGAAGAUUCCAAACUAUUCUGAUCGCUACGAAUACGUAUGGUGAGAUUUGGGAAUUCGAUUUAACGGAUAACGGUAAAAUAUUGAAGAGGUGGAAAGAUGAAGGUGGUAUUGGUAUCACAAGCUGUCAAGUUGGUGGUGGUACCAACACAGACCAUUUCUUUCCAAUGCAUUCCUCUCAAAAUAAGGUAAAAUCAAAUAGAUGGCUAGCGAUCGGUAGUGAAAGUGGGUUUGUCAAUGUUUACGAAAGAAGAAAUGGAUCUGUGAGCAACAAUAAACCGAUUGCAGUAUUAGAUCAAUUGACCACUACCAUAUCAUCAUUGAAGUUUUCGCCGGAUGGCCAGAUUUUAUGUGUUGCUUCAAGAGCGGCCAAGGACGCUUUAAGAUUGAUUCAUCUACCGUCAUGCACUGUUUUUUCAAAUUGGCCAACUAGUGGUACUCCAUUUGGUAAAGUCACAAGUGUUUCUUUCUCACCAAGUGGAGAAAUGCUCGCUGUAGGUAAUGAACAAGGGAAAGUCAGGUUAUGGAGGCUUAACCACUAUUAG
This is a messenger RNA of Kazachstania africana CBS 2517, 1800 nucleotides long. RefSeq names its product Utp18p (gene UTP18). NCBI's taxonomy places the organism in Eukaryota, Fungi, Ascomycota, Saccharomycetes, Saccharomycetales, Saccharomycetaceae. Gene Ontology annotation, biological process: rRNA processing. The record is from RefSeq and is a predicted model, not a curated record. Gene Ontology annotation, molecular function: protein binding. The transcript has a single exon. Gene Ontology annotation, cellular component: small-subunit processome; Pwp2p-containing subcomplex of 90S preribosome. Bases 1 to 1800 code for a protein of 599 amino acids.